ACACACAGAGCGCUUACUAUAUAGGGCAGGAGGGACGGUAGUAUCUCCCGUAGCUACACACCGCGCUUCGGCAGCAACGAGGAACUCCUCAAAAUGGCUGCAAUGGUGGACCAUGAACACCUCGCCGUCGACAUUCCCGAGUUUAACAUCCCCCCUGGGCACCACCCGGUGGCUCACCACCAUCACCACGACGACGAGCAGAGGCAGCGUUUCCGACAAGCGUCCGUGCUUCGGCGCUCGGUCUCCAUAAACGAGGAAGGCACCACCCCACCUGCGUCGACGUUGGCACCUCCCUCUGGUGCAGUUCCUCACCAAACCUGCACUCGCUUCUUCCGCUCCGGCUCCAAGCAGUUCCAAAUCGUCGACAACCCCGACGAACUGCCUCCCUGCAACAAAAGCAUCGAUUCCAAUGGCUCCGAAACCGAGUUUUGUGUCAUGGGCAGCCCCCAGCACAUCGCAGCGCUCAAAACAAAAGUCCUCGAGCUGCAGAAAACCGCCCGCGACGCCGAAGACGAAAAGGAACUGGCCCGUCAGCGCGCAGAGCAGAUCAGCGGUGAACUCGAGUCUCACAAAAGCGACCUUCUCCGCUUCACACGCACACUAACCAAUGGAUCCUCCUCCACCGCGACCAUGGUCCACCCGUCCAUCAAACAGUAUGGACCCAUCGAUAUGGAAAUCAUGCCGACGGAGGAGCCAAACGGCGAUGAUGAGCAGCUGAGUCAGAUCUUUUGGAAGAAGCCGAGGAUCCGCCAGUACCUCAUUCGACACACGACGUUGAUUAGAGAGGCGGAGGAAAGGACGACGACGUGGCUGGAGCUGUUGUUUGAUUUGUUGUUUGCGGGGAUCGUAGCCAUAUUGGGAAGCGCCUACAUUGGCACCGAGUCCCCGCUGGAUCUCCCGCAGUUUUCGAUUCUGUUCCUCAUGAGCAUCAGACCGUGGGUGGACAUGGUGAUGUACUACAAUGUCUUUGCGAGCGACGAUGUGGCACAGAAGGGGUUCAUUGUUUGGAUCAUGGCCCUAGUCGUCGGACUCGGCAUCAACUGCACAGAAGCCAUUUCCUCAACCCACACCAUCUUCAUCGUCUUCUACCUCCUGAUCCGCUUCUCGUUCGCCCUAACCUACCUCUCCUACUAUCCCCUCUUCCCUCAAUUCCGCGCCUCCCUCGUCCAAUCCGCCCUCCCCUCCUUCGUCAGCGCCGUCUUCUUCAUCAGCUCCAUCUUCUCAAAAGAGCACAAAUACUCCCUCUGGUGGGCAGGGAUCGCCUUCGACUACCUCCUCAACCCGUGCAUCCUCCUCGCCUCACGAUACAUCCCCUGGAUCCCGCGGCCCGUGCAUCGCCUCGCUGUCAGUAUCGAGCACCUCUCGGAACGCAACGGCUUGUUCCUCAUCAUCGUGCUGGGUGAAGUCAUGGUCGCCCUCUUCUACACAUCCUUCUCAGCCACCCCGGACCUCUCGUACGUCAAAGCGGUCCUGGCACUCAUCCUCGCCCUCAACCUCGCCUGGAUCUACUUCGACGUCGACGGAUCCCGGCAGGAGAUUCAUGCGAUGCGCAGGCACGCUUGGACGGGGAUCACGUGGAAUCUAUCCCACAUCCCCAUGUUUGGCGCCGUCGUCCUCGCGGGUGUCAGCGUCGAGGUGAUGGUGCGCGCCACCGACGACGGUGCGGGUGAUCAUCACGCCGAUGCACCUGGGGGCGGCCACAACUUUUCAACAACAACGUACCGCACCUUCUUUGGAUCGCUGGCGGUGACGCUGUCCUGCAUGACCGUCAUCUCCCUCACCCACAGGUCGCUGCACGCCUCGCGGCUGUCCAAACGCGUGCGCACCGUCGCAAGGAUGGCUGUCGCUGUGUGCUUUGCGGCACUGGCCGCGGCCGCGAGUGACGAGCACCCGCUGAUGACUUCGGCAAAAUGCGUUGCGCUGGCCGCGGGCGCGACGUUGGCGUUGGUUGGGCUGGAAACCUGGAGUCGGUUGGGUGGGAUUUCGAGACAUGUGCAGGGUGUGGGGACGCAGGAUGUGAAGACGGUCACGGAGGAGGGGAAUGUUGGGGGGGAUUGUAAUGGGAUGCAGUAGAAGCAUGUUCGAUCCAUGUAGUGAUGUAGGAAGGGAGGCGGGGAGGUUGGCUGGGCUGGUUUCUGGCUAAAACCUUCGCGAGGACAUACACGCAAUGCGUCCAUAUAUUCACAUGAUUUUUCACACCCAACCUCGACGCCGAUGGGUGACAUUCCCCAUAUGUACUCUUAGUUUGUAAAUAUAAUUGAGUGCCUCCUAUGUGCAAUUCAUACGUAGACGAUGAGCAACCUUUCAUCAAUAGACAUUCAUG
Molecule: messenger RNA, 2323 nt
Organism: Fimicolochytrium jonesii
Lineage: Eukaryota; Fungi; Chytridiomycota; Chytridiomycetes; Spizellomycetales; Powellomycetaceae
Product: bacterial low temperature requirement A protein-domain-containing protein
Exons: 3
Coding region: 94-2073 (659 amino acids)
Source: RefSeq, a predicted model, not a curated record